AUGUCAGUGGACUGGAGAACUGAGAUCAAAAGAUGUAAGUAGUAACGGAAAGUGCAUUCGUGUGCUAUUAUUAACUUCAAAUUCCAAACACAGUCCUUUAAUAUUUAUUGGCCAGAACAUUACACAACAGACUCAGUUACAGAGGAGUUAAUUAUUACCAGAAGAAAUCUAUUUCUGUGAAUCAGUUUAACAUUAAUUGGCCGGAAAAAAAAGUUUCCCGGCUGCCGGGUAUUAACAUUAUUAUCAUUAUUAUUAUUUGGGGAGCAAAGGAUGGCGCAGAGGUGAGAGCGCUCGCCUCCCACCAGUGUGGCGCGGGUUCAAAUCCCGGCGUCGACGCCAUAUGUGGGUUGAGUUUGUUGUUGGUUCUCUCCUUUGCUCCGAGAGGUUUUUCUCCGGGUACUCCGGUUUUCCCCUCUCCUCAAAAAAAAUCCAACAUUUCCAAAUUCCAAUUCGACCAGGAAUCAGAUCCUGUAAUUCCGUUUAACCUUGAACCUGGUAGACGAAGAACCACUUUGUGGAUGUGCUACCUCAAAAAUCAUUAUUAUUAUUAUUAUUAUUAUUAUUAUUAUUAUUAUUAUUAUUAUUAUUAUUAUUAUUAUUAUUAUUAUUAACAAAGCGAUAGACAGUCUGUAACAGAAACAACGAAAAUGAUAUUCUUAAACGGGAACAGACAAACAGAUAUAGCUGAAACGAAAUGAUAAAAUACAUCUCCUUUUUAGUAUCACUUUUUGGCUUAAUUUAACAAAUAAUUUCAAAAUUCUUUCCGUCAAUUCUGAGUUUUUUCAAAAGCACGUUUUGUGGAACUCAUUAAACCAGGCAUUAAAAAACUUUUGACAAGCGCUAAAGGUUAAUUUUGAAGAUUAUUUCUUUUGAAUUACUAAAUAUCUUUUUCCUAUUUCUUGUUCUCUAAAGGAUCACUUAGCAUCGUGCCUUUUCAAGUCUGUUUCUUGUACCAACAAAAACUGUGACGUGAAACUAACAAGGAAUACCUUACAAGAACACGUGACCAUGUCGUGUCCAUGGAGGAUUGUUAGCUGCCAAUACUGCUUAUUUUCGACCCAUUCAGCCUGUAAAACCGAUGUAAGAUAAGUGCACAUUUGUUUUAAUAUCCGUGACAAACAGACAAUCGAAAAAGUAAUUAUGAUAUAUGUAGUCUAUUAUAUUGGUAUUUCAAUGUUUUAAGUGAAUCAAUUCAAAUACACACAUUUUAUGCCAUAAUCGUGUAGUUUAGCUUUCUUGUUCCGUUUUUUAGACAGAUUUUGUAUAAGAGCGGUCCCUACAACCUAGCUGAUGUGUCACUGCUUUGCUAUGAAUAUAGCAGAACCUAAUAAAACUGCCCGUUCCCAAACCAAACCACCCCCAAAUCAUCUUUACCUGUCUAUUAUACGCUAAGGUAUCAGUAUAAACGCAAAUUUAUUGAUUUUGAUCCUUGUCACUCCACAAGUCAGGCUCCCCUAAUUAAUAGCCGUGUUAAAAGAGUCAGGACGCCGUGAAACUUUCAUUGGACACUUUUUUCCCCAUGAUCAAUAAUACUGAGCUCUGAAAGAGUUAAACUCGUUAAUAAUUUCGACUGACUAUCAAGAGGGACAGAGUCAUUUAGGUGUAAAUGUAUUGUAAUAAAAUUUUGAUUAUUAAAGUAACAUGCUAAUAUCACAUUUACAGUUUUUAAACGCUUUGUCUUUUAACCUGAUGCAUUGUUUAAAGAUUCAUCAGAGUAAAUGCAGAAGAUUUCCAUUAGAUUGCCCUGAGAGCUGUGGAGCUGUCAUACCGAGAGGGAAGGUAAGGUUGUAGCCACAAAGAUCUCGUCUGACAUGUGGCCCGUAUAACACAACUUCAAUUUAGUCUGUCGCCAGUUAUUGAUUUUCGAUGGAUAUUUAUUUACCUAACUGAUAAUACAAUUAUAAAGAAAUUAUAUCAUUUUCUCCAAAAUUAUGUGCUUGCUCACUAAGCUGGACUUUUCAACUAAUUAUAUCGUAUUUCUCGGUUUUUUACAGAUUUUAUUCCACAUUAAGGAACAAUGUCCUCUGACAUUAAUUCCCUGCCCGUAUGCUCAGAUAGGCUGCACUACAAAGGUAAUACUUUUCACGACGUACUUAAGUUGUCAAUAACCUAAGUAACGUGUGAAAAGGACAAAUAGAGAGAUUACAGCCUUGUGACAAACAAAUAUGUCCCCUGGGUGUUGGACUUAAAGUUACAAACAACAAAUUUAAACUUUGAAAAACUGUGCAUGCUUGGCUGAACAGUUUUCAAAAACUCCAGUUUUAACCCGUUUUAAGGUGUUUCCAUACAGUUUCUCGGAGACCACACCGAUUUUUUUCAGUCGCCUUAAAAGUGAUUUUAUCCUUGUGCGAUCGCCACAAAAUUUUUACCAGUGAUUGACUAUGAAUUGAAAUUUGUCAAAAUGCAGUUUUUAGUAAAAUCGAUAUCACUAUGACAACAAUAAACAAAAAAUUUUGAAAUCGAUAAAAUCCAAAUUUCGCGUGAUUUUGACCUGCCAGUGAAAACCCAACACCAGGAACUUAAAGAGUGAUGUUUAGCAAAUAACCUCCGUGAGAAGUAAAAAAGUUCUGUAUGUUUUAAUUUUUCAAUAGUCGUGAUAAAUUGUUUGAUAAAAAAGUUCUAAAUAACUCAAAUGAAUCUUAAGUAACGUCAGAAGGCUACUUUAUAUUAGAUUUCAAUGCAUGGAAAUUUUUAUGUAUCUUCUUUCUUGUGAUUCUGAAAAUUAACCUGUUUUCUCACCACCGGCCUAAAUUUCAGACUAUUACUUCGAGUAGUUUUUUACUCCCUCAGUAACGUCUGAAUAAACCGGCCGUUAGUGCCGUGCAGUGACGUCACACCCGAACACCGGGUAGUGAUUUGAUGGGUUGGUUGUCCAAACAUUUUCAUAAUUAAGUAUGAUUAUGAGAAAUUUUAGCGGGAUUGUCGUUUGAUAUUCGGCUGAUCGCAUGCCUGGCAUACUUGCGUGGAGUUCAAAAAUUUCGACUGAUCCUUAUCGUAAACAGCAAAAUAAUAAAUUGCCCUUGUCUUCGAAAUUAUGAAUUGUUAAACUGAACUAUGAAUGAAGAAUCAUUGCGCAGAGUCGAUAGGUUUUUCAUUUAGAGCCGCCUUGUGCACGGUUUGAGCAGUGACUUUGUUACAAUUCGACCUUCUUGUCAUUUCCACCGUCAAGUGUAACGAUUCUGUUAGCUUUUCUUUCUUCUUCGUUAAGGACCAGUUAGCUUCUUUUAAAUUAAAGCAAACUGUUGUAUUUUUGAAGUGCUCCAUGUGUGCAUUUAUUUCAUUGCGUGACUGCAAUCGAGUUUGAUUCUGGUUAUCGCAUGCAGUGAUGCAGCUGACAGUUUAAAUGUUAAACAUGAAUUACAAUCACUGAAAAGAGUAAACCAAUUCUGUAUCAUGUAGACUAUUUUUCCAGACAUUUCUUUGUUUGCCAGUUGAAAAUCGUGUUUUACUAUUGCAUGAAUUAAAGCAAAGGAGUAUUGACGUCACUGGACGGCAUAAACGGUCGGUUUAUUCAGACAUUAGAGUGAAAACGACUCGAAGAAAUCGUCUGAAAUUCAGGCCACAUUUUAAAUUCCUGGUGUCGGAUUUUCAGAAGCAGGAGGUCUAGAUUGCGCGAAAUUCGGAUUUUAUCGAUUUCAAAGUUUUUUGUUUAUUGCUGUCAUAGUGAUAUUGAUUUUACUAAAAACUGCAUUUUAACGUACUUUAAGUCUUACUUAAUCACUGGUGAAAAUUUUGUGGCGAUCGGACAAGGAUAAAAUCACUUUUAUGGCGAUUGAAAAACAUCGGUGAGGUCACCGAAAAACUGUAUCGAAACACCUUAACAAAGGAUCUGUUCGAUUGAUCGUACUCCAGAGUAAGAAUCAGCAGACAUUUGUGAAAAAUCUCUUCAACCGCAAAUUUUUGGACCAUUCGAAUGCCACGACAUCCAUCUUUAUUAUUAAUGUCCACCAGAUUUCUGUAUUUUUUCGUGUAAUAAAAGCCAAAACAAGUGAUUUUUAUUCCUUCUUUUUCUUUAUUCUCUAAAAUGGUCAAUCGAAUGGCCCUACAUAACCCAAUACUGUUAACUGAAGUUUUUUUCGACCUUGUUUCAAUUUAACCGACUGCCGAUUUGUUUUUUCAGAUUAAAAGAGGAGAAGUCGAAUCUCACCUGCAAUCUACACUGAAAAUGCACCUUGACAUAGCUUGUGUGGAGUUGGGUAAUACCCAGAGGGAGUUGGCGAAGACCAAAGGACAACUUGAAGAUAAGUUUGUGAGAUCUCAGCAAGAGUUCAAAGAGAUCUCAAGGAAACUUGAGGGAAAGAUAAAUAAUCUAACAAGAAAACUUGAGGUUAAGAUUGAUGGUAUCGAGAAAUUGGUGCUAUCUUCAGAUGAACAAAAUUAUUUCAGUUGGAAAGUCAGUGGCUUCAGCAAAGCCUUGAAGAAAGCUAAACAUGGGGAAAAAACAUCAAUUCUAAGUGAUCCAUUUUUCAGAUUUGCUUACAAAUUUAGGUUAGUUUUGGAUCCAAAUGGUUACGGCAUGGGAGAAAAUACACACCUGUCGAUAUUCGUCUUUGUCAUGAAAAGUGAAUAUGAUGCCAUAUUAUCCUGGCCAUUGAAUACUACAAUCACUUUUAGGUUGAUUGACCAACAAGAAGACGCAAAUGACAGGGAAAACAUCGUGAAGUCCUUGAGAAUAGCUAAACAUUUGAGGUGCUUUGCGAGGCCUAUGACAGAUGGCUACAAAGGGCGUGGCUUAACAACAUUUGUAUUGCACAAAAAACUAAAAGAAAGGCGCUAUAUUCUGAACGAUUCUAUCUUAAUUCAGGUUCAACUAACCCCACCACAAUAGCCGUUAUUCAAUCUGCCACAAAAAGGCGUGCUUUAGAGAAAUGACCAAGGCUUUGCUUCUUUGGGAGAAUCCGAGAGUUGACUGACUUAUGAUAUCAGAUUCUUUGGAUUCGUUACAAGAACUCCCCUCCACCCGAAAAAAAAUUCGUAAGAGAUUGUUUAGCGUGCCAGCACUAUUUGCACGAACCGGCAAAAAGAAGGGUGGUCUCCUAUUUUCACAGAACUUGUCAGGUAGACUUUGUUGGAUUUUGCGCCCAAAGGAGGGACGGAUUUAUGCCCCCCCCAAACAGAUUUAGAUUCAGGUUCGGAUUCAGUAUUUUUCUUUGGAGGAGUUGCACCACGAAGGAAUGGCCACGUAACUGACUGGUGACGUAAGCAAAAUUUAAAGCCGAAUACGAAGAAAAAAGCUUUUGACUAGGCAAUAAUAUAAUGUGAACUGCUGAGAAUACACAUCAAAGGAUAUAGCAGAUUUUGUAUAACUGUAUCAGAAAGCAGUAGGUCAUCUCAGGGGGGAGGGGAUGCGCACCCCUUGCACCCCCCGUAGAUCCGCCCCUGAGAUAGAAUACAGUGUUUUCGGCGUGUGAAUUCUUUCGAUUGAAAACUCGUUCUUGGAAAGCAAAAAAGAAAAGUCUGUUUUGGAGUCAAGAAUCCAGAGUCAGAGUUGGAUGUAAUUUCUUUUUGAGCGUAUUUCAGUUAGAACAAAGAUAAAACAAUGCACUGUACAUUUUCAAGAUUGUUAAAGCUAAUAAUCAUACAGUGAGAAGGCGAAAAUUGUAACUAUGUUCAUAUUUGAUUUGACUUAAUUAAGUUUGUAGAUGAGUCAAUUGAUCUGGAGACUAAACAAAACUAAAGUAUUAUUUUGUAUGACAUAAAUUUCUAAAUUGAGAUUAUUUUUGCAUCGUACAUGUCCUAAUUUAUUCGGAUUUUGAUUAAUUUGAGCAUGGUUAGCACAACUUUUGAUGUGAUAGAAAAUAGACUUUUUUAAUACCUUGCAUGACUUUAGAAGUCUAUAAGACGGAGUGAGUAGCAAACACAAUAUAAAUGAACGUAUUCGUGCAAGAAAGGAUAAAGGGGCUUUUUUUAUCCUCUCUCGAUUCGUGUCACUGUGUUCUCGGUCUUUAUAAAUCGAUGUUUCUACGAAUUAAAGUGUUUUAAAAAGUACAGUCUAACACUUACUGAUCUUUUUUCAUACACUGCAGUACAGCAGCACACAUGAAGUGCAUGCAAAUUUUAUUUUCUUUGGAAAGCGUUAUUUACACUUUAUGAGCGUACUCUAAAUCAUCCUUCAAAUAAUUACUCCUCAAGAAAAAAGCCCUUCAAGAAAAGCAUUAGUUAAAAUUAGACUAAGUAGUCAUCAACUUAGAAUUGAAACAGGUAGAUACGAAAAAAACCCUCACAAUGAAAGGAUAUGUUCCUUUUGUAACAGUAACGAAAUUAAAGAUGAAAAAGAUUUCCUAAUAGAUUGUAAGGCCUAUUCUCAGAUUAGAGACGUGUUUUUCUCUAAAAUAGGAACUAAAAUUCCAGAUUUGAAAUCACUUUCACACGAUAUAUACUUUAUCCUCUCUUGAUCUUAUGAAUUCUUCUAAUUAUUUAAUUAACUGCGAUUAGUUUUAUUUAUCUUGCAAUGCUUUGAAUUAAGAAACAAAUUAAUAUCAAUGAAUGGAUGAGAACUGUAAUGUACAGGAGAAAUUUCUGCUAUGUGAUUGGCUUAGAGCAGUGGUAUUUCAGCUUAAUUUGAAAUACCUACAUGUGAAAAUUACAAACCUUUUGCGGGUAGUAGUAUAAACAAAUAAUAGCAGGAUUUGUACGCGAUAUUUGGCAUAAAUACCACUCGUGAUAUUUCAAAAUUAUUUAUUUAUGCCAAAUAUCACUACAAAUCAUGCUUUUACCUAUACAAAUUUCACUAGUACCUUUUGCAAUACUGUAAUACCUUUAUGGUCAUGCAAAUAAAGCUUUUGUUGUUGUUCAGUUGUUGUCGCAACGCUGUGGCGCUGAAAGUUUCUUUUUUUAGGAUUGUUUGCUCCGAGCUUAGAAUUCUGAUUACAUGAACAACUUUCUGCCCUGCUCUAACCGUUUUACAUGUAAGUACUUUUUCAUCAGAUACUUAAGCAAUAGACCACACUUUCUAUGGGUAUACCGGCGUAAUAAUUCACGCGGGAUGUUGGGAGAACACGAGAAAAGACAAGCUUUUCGAGUGUUCUCCCAACAUCCCAAGUAUGUUACCACGCCGGUAAACCCAUGGAAAGUGUGUUCUAUUGCUUCUAUAAAAUAACUUUAAGUUUCCUAUUAGUUUACCGGCACAAAAAACCAUAGGUUUUUAACCAAUCAGAACGCGCGUACUAUCUUUAGUUAGUUAUUUUAUAUAAAGAUACACCGUUUCCCUGUACGGUUAAAUUGCCCGUACUACCCGUAGACGUAAAUACGGAUCGAUAAGCUUAGAUUACCUCUUACCCCAGCGAAACGGAUAAGCUAGUGAUUAAAACGACGAUGCCAUUACCAACUAUCAAGAAUCAUGCAUGGUCGCCUUUUAAAAAACUACAGUCGAACCUGUCUAAUACGGACACCGAAGGGACAGAGCUAAGUGUCCGUAUUAGAGAGGCGUCCGUAUAAAAGAGAUUACUACUACGACGCCACUUUUAUAAUUCCACUUACAGUUUUACAUGUUCAGUAGCUAAAACCAGGCUCACACUCGUCUUAAGACUCCAUUUUAAUUCACAGUACAAUGACACUCUCUUUCAGUAGCACACAACUUUAUACAUCUCAGCUACAAAGUAAUUGCAGUCGUAGACAAAUCACUGUUUUAAAACGAAGCGAGCUACAGCGCAAUGCGCAUGUAAAAAGUUUUAAAGUAAAGCACAAUUCUGAAAGCGUCUUUAGCUAUUUUACAAGUGCAGUAAACAGUAAAUAGAGUACAAAAUGUAAAAGAAAAGAUCUUAAUGCUAUCUGUAGUUAUUCAAGCCUUAAAAAAUCGGUUAUGUUUCUCUGUACUCCUUUCGCAUCUCGUUAUUUGAUAUACAGCAACUGAGCUUUUGAAAUCACCUUGCAGAGCUCAUCAGUCAGACGGGAUUCACCCUGUGCAGAUUCACCUGAUUGGGAUCGAGAUUCAUCUGAUCACUGCAGUGUUCGUAAUCAUGAUAAAGAGGUUAAGUUUAUACGAAUUUACUCUAUGGGGCCGAGAUUUAGUGUCCGUUGUCCGUAAAUAGAAAGAGUCCGUACUAAAGACUUUUUUUUAGAGAAAAUAUAUGAGAAUUUUGUUGGGACAUUGGAAACUGUCCGUAAUAUAGAGGUGUCCGUUUUAAAGAGGUGUCCGUACCGAGAGGUUCGACGCUACGUGGCAAACAUGUUCGCCUACUUGUAUCCCUAGAGAGAAACGAUGUAUCUAAAGCUCCCUCAUUGUCGUCUGUUUUUUAUCUAUGAAAAUUUUCCAUGAGUAGCCGGCGAACAGCAGACGUAUUUCAGGUCGUCGCUUUACUCCAUCCGGUUCAUUUCUCGGCGGGUGAAACCAGAAACAAAAGCGGAAAACACCGGAGAAAAACUAACACCAAAGCCAGGAUUCGAGCCAGGACUCCAGUUAGGACUUUUCUAAUCUUUCUGUAAGCAAAAAAUGAAUAAAUAAAAAUAAAUAAUAAGCAAAAGUAAAAGAAAAGAAAAAAAAAAGGACGCCUAACCUAACUCGUAACCUCCUAACCCCAACCCUAACCUUACCCAAAGAUAAUCCUAACCAGGGUUUUCCCUUACGCGCAAAUACGCGUCAGAGACGCGUUGUUUACCCGAAAAAGAAAAAGAAAAAAACGCAAAACACCAAAGAGAACCGGUCCUCUCGGACGCACAUGUUGUAGAGCAAUAGUUUACUAAUAAUUAGUUUAAAACUGCGUAGAUCUGCAAAACAUCUUUUUUGAGAAUAAAAUGUACAAACUUUUGAAUCUCCUUCUUUUGUCUGAUUCCUUUUUUAAAUCUAAAAAGAGCCAUACUCACUUGGAAUGGUCCUCAAGCUUGCUUUUUUGAUGUUCCGAUCGCGAAACUACAUUGAAACUCCGUGCAGAGGCUUUGGAACUAAUGUUUCAUUGUGAGGUAUUCUGGGACUUUCUGGGACUGGAAGAAAGUGAGUUGAAAAAACAUGGCGGAUUCGGAAACACAGCCCCGUGAGCCCGUUAAGUAAAAGAGGCAUUUUCUGCCUGCUUGGUUGAAAGAAUUUACAUGGUUGCGAUAUCUGUAAGUCAACAGGUAAGAGAAACCCUUUCACAACUACAAGCUGUAACAAUCUUCAGAAGUCGGCCCUGGAAAGGCACCAAGAUACUAAAGAUCACAUUUGAGUAGCAGUGACCUCAAGCUUUCAAAAAGCUGUCAGGCGACAGUCUCAAAUGCGAAGAAGAAUAUAGACAAUCAAACCCUGGAAAGUACAAGGAGGUACAUUGAUCAGCAUAAAACAGUGUAUCUUAUGACUAAGAAAAACAUUGCUGCUGAUCACUUUAUUCGAAUAAUUGGAACCUCAGGCUGCGAACGGUUGUAGUGAUGAUUCUGUUUUUACAAGAAACCCGAAGAAGGUUUCAGAGAUUUCCUGGAAUUUGAAACAAUGCUAACCUUAGGACUCCUACUGUUCCCUAUGGGACCCUCACCCUUUGGUUAAAGGAGUCUUCGGGACUCCAAAAGAAAAGUAUCGAGGGAAAACCCUGAAUAAUCCUAACCCUAACCCUAGCUUAACCCUAACCCUAACUGUAACCUCACCCUAACCCUAACCUAACUAACCCUAACCCUUACUCGAGCUUUCUUUCCAUGAUUGCCACGAAGACCCUCCUCUUAAUGGUCAUGGGACUUGCAGGACGUGAAAAUGGCGGGAAAGCGAAAAAUUGUCGAGUCCUGGCUAGGUAUAUAGGCAUCCUCAAAAAACCGGAUGCUCUCGCAGGCUAUUCCGUGAGGAAAUAUCAAACAACAAUCCAAGAGGCCGCGAUGAUAAGAUUUUUUGUUAUAUAAUAGAUAGGCCUUACUAUUUUUGACCCCUAAAUAACAAUCACUUAAAUCCCCAUACAAACCCUUAUAAUAUUUCUGUUAUGCAACGAAUCUCACUCGUGAACUUGGGGAAUCGUGGUACAAAUCGCAAACUGAGCAAGGAAUGUUUCAUGCUAAGUGACGCGGCCAGACAUAUAUUUUUACAUAGGGUCUUUAUGGAGAUCUGCUCAAGUAGCCUGUGUACAGACCCCUCUUUCCCCCCAGGGGAGGGGGGUCUGUACAUAGGCUAUAUAUGCUAAAGAAAAUUGAUGGGAAACUGAUGGAAUUGAUUAUUUGUCAGACGUUUUUACCCUUGUGAAGUUUAAUACUUCUUGUUGCACCUACCACGAAAGCUUAGAAGGCACAAGACGAAUCUUCGAACAACUUUGUCGCAAGAAAGAUUGAAUCACUACAACGUUCACAAGGAAAUGACUGACAAAUUGAACACGGCAGAUUUUGGAAAUCAGUUUUUUUUCAGCAUUAAAUGACAGGCAAAAUCGAUUUUGAAAAUUCGAUGUCAAUUAAUAAUUUCUCAAACCAUUUAUUCAACGCUAAAACAAAGUGACAAGUGAUAAUUUUCUCCGAAAGUGCUCUUGGUUUUUGGCCAUCUUAGUUUUCAAAGGAAUAACACACAAACUGCGGUUACAAACAUCAGAAAUAACAAACGCAUUGUAUAACUGACUUUUAUAAUACCGAACUUGACGUUUCGUAUGCUUCAACAUACAUCUUUAGAAGUGACCGUUAACAAGAGUGGCAACUAAAUUUAAAUUAAAAAAAACAAAACAAAGUGGGACAACUAACUAAUUCACGUGAACGAAAAAAAAUAUAUGUAACAGAUGAGAAAAUUUGCAUGAAAUCAGUAUGCAGAAUGGGUAUCUGAUUUUCUCUUGAAGAGAUGUCAAAAUGGUCCCAUUUCAAAUUGUGACCAGUUGAAGUCAGUGAAGUGAGGUGUUCUGCAAUAGCUGAUGAAUGACCAUUGCUAGUGAUUGCCUUGAAGUGUUCAGUUUUUCUGUAAUGCAAUCUCCGUUUGGUUUUGCCAAUGUAGAAAUCCUGACAGUCCCAGCAACUAGCUUUCUACGAGUAUACAUCCUCGGAGAGACCCAGGGGCAGUCAGUCGGGUCGGGAGAAAAGGCGGGACGAAAGUUUUCAAGUACGGGCGAAAGAGCCCCUGGGUCCCGUCUCUAACCGAACCAUUUCCUAAAAUUUAAGCGGAUGCCGGCUCCUGAUUGGGCACCAAAAAAUGCUUUGUGUUAUUGUGCCCAAUCGGCGAACAGUUUCUCCUGAGUUCUUUUCGUGAGUUCGUACACGACGGCUGUUGUCUCGCCACAGUUGCCCGGUUUGUUCACCAAGCUCAGUGUGCGUGCAAGGGAAACUUUUAUUUUCUACUUUCCUAACCAGAAACGAAGGAACUACCGAUGAGUCGCAAAAACGUUUGGGAUGCUAUCAAUCAGCAGGAGCAAUUCAGUUAACCCCGAGAAUAUUCUGUUUUUGACGGAUCACAACGUAUCGUAAAUAAUUGGAAGUUAGGAAUGUGGCGGCGACGAGAAAGUCAAAUAAGCAAUAGCUUGACAAGGCAAAACAACAACUUUGCACGUGCAUCACACUUUUUUGUACAUUUCUUUGCCGUCCACUGCACGAUUAUCCGUGAAAAUGGCUUAUUUCACGUUUUGUGAAGGACGUAAACUAGCAAUGACGAAAUUCAUUCUCUUCAUGAACUUGGAUAUGGUUGAUGGAAAUUCAGCUCCAGGAGUGUUCUCUUGCAUUUGACAAAGUAAGCGAGUUGGAAUAAUCUCUAUAGAGACUGGAAAAAUAUGAAUUCACUUUUCCAUGCGACGUUUUCGUGGCUGUACGUCAGCCGUCGUAGUAUCUUUUAAAACUCCCUAAUAGCCCCAAGACGUGACCGAUGCAGGCGUGAAUACCUUUUGUAAGCUCAAACUUGUAUGUUUGGAAGAGCGUCUUUAGUUUUCUGGCAGACAAUAUUUCGAAAUCAGAUGGGGAUUUGACAUCAAACUGAAAGUUUCCUGACUGCGUGCAUCUCUUUGAUGCAUGAUCCAGACAAGCCGUGAUCGCGGCAAUAGUAGUCAUGUACGAACUCACGAAAAGAACUCAGGAGAGACUGUUCGCUGAUUGGGCACAAUAAUACAAAUCAUUUUUUGUGCCCAAUCAGGAGCCGGCAUCAGCUUGAAUGUUUGGAAAUAGUUCGGUGAGAGUCGGUACCCAGGGGCUCUUUCACCCCUACUGUACGGGCAUGUGAAAACUUUCGUCCCGUCUUUUCUCCCGACCCGACUGACUGCCCCUGGGUCUCCGAGGAUGGUGGCAGGGCAGCAUCUGGUGAAAACAUGUAAGCAGAAAGCAUAUUUUCAAAUGAGACUUUGUUCAAGUAUUGCUUCUCAAUGCCGAGGGAAAAAUACUUUUUGUCAUAAAACUUCAAACUUCAAAGCAACAAGAUACUUCCAAAUUUCGUUCUGCCAUCCUUCACUGAAGAAAUGCACCCAUCAAAAAUGUGGGAAACUCAUCCAAAUGACUACUGGGUAUUUUCCAAGAUGGUGGACCUCUUAUUACUCAUUCCCAGGUCCUACACUUUCCAAGAUGCCGGCUGAGUCAAUUUCCCACCCUGGGGACGUUCAGGAUGUCAAAUUCCCUACCCACGUGCACUUCAUUAAGUCUAAUUCCCGUGGGUUGCCCGCCCCCACCCCCCCAACCCCAGCCUGGGGCAAACCAUUCAGGUGCAUAAAACACGAACAAAAAUGCAAAAACGCAUUGCAGGUUAUGAGUCUCGCUGCUUACGCAAGCGAGACUAAUAAUCUGCCAGAAAAACAACUGAAAAGAGCGUGGAAACGACAUUGGGAAGGCUCACGCAAAUGCAAUGGCGGAAGUUCCAGUUAACCGGCCUGUACCUUGUGGUUAUGACGAGCAAUUUGUUGAUCCGCCUGAUGAAGACCUGCAAUGCAUAAUAUGUUAUUUACCGUCGAGAGAACCAGUUCUUACGAGAUGUGGUCACAAGUUCUGCGGUCAGUGUCUGGAGGAACACGUGCGGAGGUAUUGAUAGUGUAAAGUUAAUCUGAAUUUAAAAUUUUUGUUAUCAUGCCUAGUGUAUUGUAUUUCAUGUUGCAUUACAUCAUUAUCUGUACUGUCGUGCCUGUUGUACUUGUACAAGUACAUUCUCUCAAGUGUCUAGAAAACGAAGACUUAGAAAACGGUUACCUAGAAAACGAAGACUUAGAAAACGCAGCUCUGCUAUACUCGUCAUAAUCGCAUCUACUCUCAAAUACUUAAUCAUCGAUCCCGAACGACACAUCUUUAACCUAAAUAACAUGUGUUAAAAACAUUUUACUUUUGAUAUAAAACUGAAAUACAAUUUUAGCCACAAUUAACUAUGGAACAUGUAGGAUUCUAUAUAACUGCAGCUUGCUGUGAUAAAAAUUGGUGAGCGAAAGACGCUAUUGCGUACGAAAUGAGCGUAGUAAUUUAUGACCACAGGGUAGUUAUAAAGAUAGCGUAGUGGCUAAACCGGCAAAGUUAGUGGUCAAAACGUGCGAACUUGUAUUGUAAUUUGAAUAUAUAACAACAAACACGAAUAAAAGACCACCAUAAAAGCCGAAAACAGCAGUUCGGGAGAAUUGGCAGUGAUUCUGAAAGAAGAGAAGCUGAUGUCGGCGUAGAAUAAUGGGAACGUUUAUUUUUUUUAACUCAUGUGUAUUUAAUGACAGAAAAGUGUUUUUAGUGCCGCCGGCGCUGAUGAGUCAUGGUGAGUAAACGAAAAUUUUGUGUUUUAACUGGCCUCCCACGCGGACGUUCUUGGGGGUUUGUCCAGCGUCUCGUGCUGUUUUAAGGUAACUCGACCCAGUUUUUUUGGGGGGGUACCAUCCUACUUUGAAGCUCUCUGGUAUCCCCACUUUUACUUUUAUCGUAAGUCUAACACAUAGAAUGGAUAACAUAUAGAUCAAUCUAUAGUAUAAAAUAAAAUUUUGGGCGAUCGGUGUAAAUGUCACAUGGUUGUAAUGCCACGCCCCUUUGAGGUCUGAGUCGAAAAUCUGCUGUUGCCGGCAUUUUUUCGUGAAAAUCUCUCGGCUACACAUAGUGCGCAUUAGUGCCUUGCGCUGAACAGAGUUUCACCAAAAUCGCAAAGACCCAAUUCAAGAAAUUCAGCGGUUUCCAAAUUUAGGUCAUAAUUUAUACGAAAAUGAUAAGCAAACUUUACUCGAUUAUAUCCAAUAAACUAUGAGAUUCAUCCCUUUAUUUUGGGCAUCGUUAUAACAGAUGGGUCCUUGCAAGUCAGCAAAACGCGUUAGGGCCUUGUAAAUGCGCGCGAUUUCGAGCAAAACAAACAUAUAGAAAUUAUAGUUUUCGCUAUUUGUUGACGUUUGUCAGCGUUUAAGAGUCCUUCUCACGAAAAAAGCAUCUUCUUAAAAAUUCGUAGUUUUUUUUCCUUCAAUUUUUUUCAGGGCCACAAUUGAUUAACUAACUAUCCGGACUCUGAAUUUCAUGGUCGUUGAAAAGUUGUGAUAUUAUCUUCUAUAAGCCCAAACUUGAGUAAACAUUGAAGAUUUUUAGCGUUUUGGCUGAGUUUGUGCUUGGGAGUUGUCUAUUGUUUCUAGUCUGUCAUGAUACAGCAUUCUUGUUCAGCACGCGCGCAAUGACCACGCUUGGCUGACUUCCGAAUGCUCACCGAGAUAUGAUAAUUUUGGUACAGUGAGACAGGCCAUCGCGUGAUACAUAGAGCCCCUGCUCUGUGUAUUGUCGAUCAAUAGCAUUCUUGCUCGUUGUGUAUCUCUUUGAAAUAUACCGAUUCAUAAGGAAGAUUUUCACACAUAUUCCAUACAAUAGGUAAGAUAAAUACAGGAAACGCAAGGUUCCAUGCACAGUUUCAGUUCGAUUUACACAGCUUUGAGCAAAACAUUCUCGGUUUCGAGAAUAGUUUAUUCUAAACCAUAAAAAAAGAUUUAAUUAGAAGUUUAAUUUUUCGAUAUUUCUAUUUCACUUUUUACAUUUAGUUCAUUUCAUUUGCCGGAAAGGAAGCCUUAGAAAUUAAAAGGACGUUUGAUCAAUUCACACUCGCGCAUUCUAGUCUUAUUUUAAACUUUAUAGCGGAAGGACAUCUGUGAGCAGGGAAUAAGUCAGUACAGAAUUUGAUUGUCGGCGAAUUUCUGUAAUCGUCCAUCGUUCUACUAGUGAGAAGCUAGCCGUUGUUCACUCGUCUUGCUUGUUUGGGGCUGAGUCUUCUUCCGGUGAAAGAGAGAGAAAGAGUGUCUAGCAAGGUUUCCAAUGAAAGAUUUGUGAACACAACUCGUGUCUGGCAAACUCUCCAAGUGUUUAUACAUACAGAGUUAUAGGCACCUUGUAACUUCUUCUGCGCUUAACGAGUGUCGUUAAAGUUUUGGUCCAUAACUUUCACUGAAACAACUGCUCCACAGAAUGUCACUGAUAACACGUAACGCAAAAGAGUGUCGAAGUAUGACUGCACAAUAAAUGUUACAAAAUCUACCUAAGCGGUCCCUUGGGGAUGUUCUGUCUUUACGUCAUCCUAACCAUUUCGUACUUGCGGGCGCAAACAAUAGAAACGUCAUCAUUACCUACCGAUUCUUCGCGGCCCCUGUUUAAGGAAAUCGAGAUUUUUUCUAUAUUGACUGUAUAACUGUAUAUUUCAACUGUAAGUACUUUCCUUAAUAUACGCGCGAGUUACUUGAGUGCCUCCUCGGGAUUUCGCCUCCUGGUCGAAAUCCCGGCGGGGGCAAGACUCAAGACCCUGUAAACCAUACCCUGUUCAGCGGAAUAUACCCGUAUAGGCCAAAUAAGGGAGUGCCCCCGGGUCAACAACGGCCCCAAAAGGGGCUGUUUACAUGGAGGGAGGAAGAUUCUAACACUAAGAAGAUUCUAGAGUGUUCUAGAAGGCGGAUCAUCCUUAUUAAACUAGCGCCAUAUGUUUUCAAUUCUGUAUUCAGUUUACAUGCAGAAAGUUGUUCUUGUUCCUAGCGCUAGGACCGCUAGGAUCCUCCUCCCCCCAUGUAAACAGCCCUAACAGAGGAUGGUCUUCUGCUAGCCUGUUGAACAGACCUUUGGUCGAGUGGGGAACUAUUUUUUUCCCCACACAGAGAUCCUGUUCACAGGCUAGUCUUCUGCCUGUGGUUUCAGAGGUUGAAAUUUACAAAGACUUUAGAACCUUUUCAAAACAAUAGAUUUUUUUUCUUCAGAUAUAAACGGAUAGAAAUUAACCGUCAGCCGUGGAGAAGUUCAGAAAAUAUUACUUAAAAAACCGUAUAAAAUGUUACAACCCUAUGAAGACCAUUCGGUUAAGGAUGCUAAAGGUGGAUUUCAAUCCAAGGAAUUUCUACUUCCUCAAAGGUUUAUCAUGAAAAACGUCACUGUAAUUUUCGAGUUAUGGACACGACAACAACGGUUUGCGUUGGAAAGUAUUAUUGAAGUUGUAGAUUUCAGAUCAGAUUGAUGUUUAAGGUUACGUUCGCACGGCAACGGUUGAAACAUUUGACCGGACACUUUGUUCACAUGGAACUUUGAACGGCUUGGCUUCUUAGGGGGUGCCUUACAUGAGAAAACUCGCUCCGGCGCGAGUUUCAUAUCGGGAUGACUUUUUUAUUUCGUAUCGCGUUUACAUGAUGACUGGGUCAUUUCAUAUCUCGUUAUUGGAAGGUACGCUUCAUGUUGAUAACAUACACGUAAGAUUCAAAAUCGCAAACAUUACGCAUGCGUUACCCGUUCCAGUCUACCAGCAGACCGAUUUCACACGGAAACGUGUGGUCGUUUCGCGUUUACAUGAUACCGUUGCGAGAUUUCGUACCGGAGUGAAAUUCUCGCCCCGGUACAACAACCGGGGUGAACUCACGCCGGUUUGACUCGCGCCGGCAUGACAUUUUGUGGUGGUAUCAUGUAAACAAAUGUAGAGCCACGAGAGGGAACCGGAGUGAACUCGCGCCGUCACGAAGGUCGCCCCGGUGUCAUGUUAACACCCCCUUAAUUUCCUUCCUGCUAAGAUGGUUUCAUGUGAACGGAACACCUCAACGCACGAAUUUUCCACCAAUCCAAAGUUUUUCUCGUACCGUGUGAACUAAGCUAAACAUGAAUUGUAUUUCUGCAUGCGUAAUAAGCAGUGAAUUCACACGCAAGGAUCGGGAAGUAAUGAAAUUUCUGUCAGCCCAGUUUCCUUGAAUUUGAUAUAUAUUUCUUCAUAGCUAUUUUAUCCAUUCAAAGAUUUUUCAGUCAGUGUUCAGCCUGGCAAAUACAGAGAAGUUAAGGUGAAAAAUUAACCGCUCAUUUGUAUGAAUGCAGGAAUGCAGAUUUGAAGUUUGAUACCAGUUGCGGUAGACAUAUUUUGAGCUAACUUGAAUAAAGCACGUUGAAAGAAGUGCUGGUCGUCAUUUAGCCUCCAGGGUGAGCCUUUGAUUGUGGCCUCCUCUUGUCUGUAAGGAGACCGCUCGUUCAUAGGUUAUGAAACAAGACGCAAAAAACAGUUAUUCUUUAAUUUUCAGUUAAACUGUAAUUAAAUUGAACUACCGCAUAGGCACAGGGUCCAGAGGAGUUUCGUGUGAAUAAAUGAAUUAAUUAUUUAAAGUCUCACCUUGAAAAAUGUCUAUACCUGUCGCUUAGCAUGAUUAAAUAGCCCAAUGGGAUCUUAAUGAAUCUACUGUAAACGAUUUCUUCGCUUCUUGUCUGACCAGAUCGACUUUGUUGUUCGCCAUUUUGAAAAUCAAUAACCGCAAGCCAUAUCCUCGCUGGCACACGGAACGUCGCCCGAAGGGUGACCGAAGGCUGUCGCCCGAAGGGCGACCAAGGCACGAAGUGCCGAGUAAAAUUUUAUACUGUAAGCCGAUCUUGCGAGCCCUCAGUCUCUUGGAUUGUGGUCCAUAGAAUGUGUAACGAAACUGUAACGCGAUCAAAAUAACCCAUUUUUUCAGAGGUUUUCGACGGGUUUUGAUGUUCUAACGACAAACCCAUCUCCUCUGGACCCUGUGCAUAGGUUGUCGAAACGUCAGUCACUGUCAACAACAACAGUCCUAUUCAGGACUACGUUCACCCGGACGAUCAAACUCAACCUACUUUUGAAAUGACUCCCUGGUUCAAACCUUUCACAGUUCAACUUUGUUUUCUAGGUCGUUGUUUUGCAGGCCUUCGUUUUGUAGUUCGUCGUUUUAUGGGUGGAAGGUCUUUGUUUUCUAGGUCGUUUUUUUCUAGAUACCGUCAGAUGAUUGAUAAUUAUCGACUUUGCGGUGGUUUUAAUGGUGUUACCACGGCGGCUGAUCAGUGUUGCCCCAAACCAGACCUGUGGGAGUUGAACCUUUUUUCUUUUGUAAAAUACUUCUUUUGUUCCAAUAAAUUUGCUUAGCUGCUGGCCACGUUAGUAGAAACGCUCUAUACCUAAUUUACUAUUGAGAAAGAAUUUCUAGCGAGUUUUUCUAGAUUAACACAAGGCAAAUAUGGGUUUCACGAGUCAUUGUGUUCAGUAUAUCGCACUAUUUCCCGGCGCCCUAUUCUGCGGAACCUUUGCUCUUCUUAUUUCAUGUAUAUUUUCUUUCAGUACUUUCUCUUUCAGCCGAAAGAAUCCUGAGUGUGGGCGGGAGCUGUGAUCUAUUUUUUUUUUUUUGAAGGAAGGUGACCUACUUGCCAGGCUUUUGAUCGUGAGUCGUGAAUCAAAUUAUUCUCAAAUGAAAACAAACACUUCAGCUACAAGCUGACGGCUUUUGGGGAUCUUUAUGAAUUAUAGUCUUGGAAAAUCUCAAAGCAAACGUUUGCAGACAUGUGUUGCUAUUUCCAAGCCCCCUCACGCUUUUUAGUUAUUUGUUGUUGUGGUUGGCACCUCGGCUGCCCUUUCGACGCCCUUUAACUUCUGUUAUUUCAGGAACAAUCCUGUGAUAUCGCCGGCAAGACAAUAAGCUCAUUACUAAAAAUAUAUUAAUAUUAAAGGCAGGAGCUAGGGGGAAGUCCGCUGACAUGUCCAGCAGAUAGAGAAGCCUUGGAAAGAAACAAGGUAAACUAGAACUACGUUUCUUGUAUAAAACCUCGCCAGCUGUGAAAAAGAAAGGGAAACUAGUCAAAGGGGAAAAUAUGAUUAAAAAGAUAAAUGGAUAAAAAUUGUACAACAAAGAAAAAAAAACAGCGUCACCGAGAGUCGAACCUUGGCCUUCUUCUUUUGGAAAAGUCAUUAUUUUUUAAGCGUUGUCCUGUGAAAUUCUGCCAAUAGACGUUGUUAUUUUAGUAGCUGGUGGGUGUAGCUUUAGCUAUUAUGAAUUCAAAGAUACAUUAGAGGAAAACUAGCUUAAACUCAUAUUUCAAAGCUUUUUUGCACAAUUUAUUUUGGUCGCAGGAUAAAAAUUUUUAGGGGAAAAAAUGGUGUAUUUUUAGACAUUUGCCCUCUUUUUCUACAUUUCAGGACAUUUUCCCGGACAAAUCAACCAAAAGAAGGAUUCUGUCACUAAUCAUCAAGUGUCCAAGUGAAGGUUGUGAAUGGACCGGUGAGCUGAGGGAUAAAGAGGUCAGGAUCGGUACAGUGGUGAUAAGAUUAAUUAACUGGAGGUUACCCCAGUUAACUGAACUUUUGGGUUUCAAAAAUUCCCUUGUUCCCUCAAACAAAAAUGAGGGUGAUGCUUGGGUUAUCCGUCAACCAUCAAACAAAAGCCGUUUUGAUUUUUGAGUUCCACCAACCCUCUCUUUCAAAACGAAGCCUAGUGCACAAGUUGGUGCAAAACCGGCCUGGUGCAAUACCCUAUAUGUGAAAGGAGGAGAAAGGAAGAUGAGCAACUCGGACGUGGCCUAUUAAUAGUCUACAAACGCACCCAAACAAGGGGUUCUUCUGGGGUUACCCCUGCCCAAAUUAUAUAAACAACUGAUUUCUCUCUAUAUUUGGGGUAUGUGAACAACUUUACUUUAUGGGUCCUUUAUCAGUUAGUUCAGCCUUCUAUACUAGUAAAAUUCAGUUAGUUCUUGUUGUAAUUAGAAAACAUUGAAAAAAAUUAAGUGACCAAUACUUAGAAGCAUUUGCCAUCGCCGGUUGCUGUAGCUUGAACGAUUUUGAAGAAAACAACGACAAAAAAAAUAAUAAUGUUAUAAUAAUCAAAAUUUUCGCCGGCCUUUAACGCUGCCUCCAACCCACCCUCCAUGUCAAUACGUGUUAAUACUCGGAUAUGUCCCGAAGUCUUUAAAAAUGCUACUUUUUCCCCCUCGCUAAUACCUUAAGCAAUUUCGUCUAGAAGGCGUCUCUAAGAAAAUGGGAGAGUCCCCUUUUAUUUUCUAAGGGAAACGCAAUUGGGGACAGGUUGGCAAUGUAGUUGUAUUAUUGGGGCGAGCGCGUGAAAGGUGCUUGUUUGUAUUCGUGACUCCGCGGCCACUAAAACAAAACGCCUGCAGUGAAGGCUACCUUACCUCCUAAGGGCGUACUGGCCGCGCAAAGAUGACGUGCACAAGGAGAGAGUAAGCUGUCCUAUUUCUUAUGCGCUUACCCCGCACGCCGGUGCUUAUGGUUCACGAAAGGGUUUAAAGGUCAAAGCCACUUUCGUAGUAAGCUAUGGUAAGGGGACAUCGUUCAGUUUAAAGGGAAUGAAUUUAUUUUAUCGAAAUAUUAUUUCAACAGAAACACUUGGAUUCUUGCCCUCUGAAUAUGGUUUCGUGCACCAACGAAAAAUGUGAAGUAAAAGUGGCCAGAAAGGAUCUGGCUGAACACGUCGCCAACACAUGCGUAUGGAAAAUUUCCAAGUGUCAUCAUUGUAAAGAGCAUGUUUCUCAGUGCCAGAUGGAGGUAAAACCAAAUUAGUUUUUAUUAAUAGUUUUCGAGAACCUUAAUAACGCCCCCCCGCCCCCCCCCAAAAUAACGUAAGGUGUUAAUUGACACGACAAUGAAAUAAGCGCACCGUUUUCAUGAUAGAUACCUCUUUAGUGAUAUCCUCUAUAAGAUCUUUACUAAAUUAAAACAGGUUCUUUGGGGUUUGUUGUUUUAAGGGUAUAGGUGAAUAUUUUAUAACUCUAUUCAUAAAAUAACUAAGAUAGUACGCGCGCUAUGAUUGGCCGAGAGGCGUGUUUGCAUGGGAGUAUGUAAACAUGGUUGUGACAUCAAGAUGUUUUGAAUGUUUUGCUUUUCACGUACUAAUCACGCAAGCACGAAUUUGAAAAAGGUUUUGAGUUGAAAACCUCGACAAGUUUACUUUAUUGAGCCAUUUCCUCGUCGGCUGAAAGUUGGAAAAUCUUUGCAAAACAUGGUGUGUCAAUUUUGAGCUGAGCUGACAUUUUAAGCGAGAAAAAACCCGUAUUUUGGAAAGCAUCUUUUUGCAAAACUAGGACUGAUUACGCGUACAAGCUUCGUGUACAAGACUUCGGUAAGAAUUUGUCUUUUAAUCAGUGCCCUAAACAAGAGAGUUUUGCUUUUUUUCUCGGGAAAUUUAUUUCAUAAAAGCAAUAGAAAACUUUUUACCUGUGUUUGCAUAUCCUGAUAUAAACACUCGAGGGGUUGGGAGCGUGUUUAUAUCAGGCUAUGCAAACACGGAAAACGUUUGCUAUUGCUUAAAUAACAUUUCACAUCUGUUAUGAAUUAAGUCCAGCUGAAAAACGCUGCUUCGUAAGGUAAGUGACUGUAUUAUGCUGAGUGUUACAACUCUGUCUCAAUAGUAGUCCACAUUGUGAAGCUUCAACCUCCAGGCUGCAUUUUUCAGGGGCACCCAACGGCAAUUUUCGGGAAAAUAUCUCUUCGGAAGACAAUUUGAGAACUAGAAUUUUCGGAGCAUUUGUUGUAAAAUUUCUUGCUUGCCUGCCUCUCCUAGGAUUUUGGAACAUCUACAAAAUGGUGUAAUUGCCCAUUUUAAACGGAUAUUUACCCUAAAAAAGGCCACCUAGAAUUUUCGGGAGCCUUUUCCUGGCUGAAAUUUUCGAAAAGGUAAAUUUUGAUCCCUAUAAUUUUCGGAUCACUAGACUUUCAGCUAGGAAAUCCGAACAGAUGAAAAGUUUUUAGGGGAUAAAAAUAUGCCUAUAUCUACCGUUUAAAUACUAAAAUACGUUCAACAAUGCUAUGUUAAGUGGUUUUGAACUAUAUCCUCGUUGGGUGCCCCUGAUUUUUCCCCUCACCAUUCACGGGGCUUGAUUGUAAUGUUAAGACCUGAUUACACUCUUGGUCCUCUAAUUCAUCCUCAGCCUUUCGAAUACAUAAUGUUUAUGUCUCAAAAUUCACUUCCUCCGCUAUUUUCUUCAUAUUUUCAUUUCUUAUUCUUGGCAGGCACAUCUAGAAAACUGCGAGGGUCUUGUAACAGAAUGUCCAAACAACUGCGGGAUUAAAAUAUUAAAGGAAAAGGUAAGACUGGUUACGAUGUGUGCUUAGGUCACCCGAUAAUAAAAUGUAAAUGUAACUGGUUUUGCCCACGAAGCAUUUGGGAGAUCUCACAAGGACGAAAAUGUUCGUGCAUUCCAAAUGGAAGUAUCCGGAAAAUAACCUCUCGGAUUACUGCAGGGAAGAAAACCAGCAUUAGUAAACUCAAGCCGUGGGCAGGGUGACACAGUUGUGAGAGCGUGAGAGCCUGAAAGCGCUCACUUCCUUGCAAAUUUGCCUGGGUUCGAAUCCCGGAAGCGACGCCAUGUUGAGUUUGUUGCGCAGUGAAACCCCGCCUUAAGACUACCUUGGUGAUACAGUCACCUCGAUCGUUGUUACGGCCACUUUUUUUGGCCGCCUGGCAAAAAGGCCAUACACAGUUUCUUGUAAAAAAAUCCCUCGUUAAUACGGUGACCCGUUAAUACGGCCAAAUUUGGUGACCGUAUUAACGGUGUUCCACCGUAUCUACUUCCACUGUAUCUGCUUACACUGUAUCUACUAUACUACUAGUUCAUUCUCUCCAAGUUUUUUAGGUCAAAAUGGUUAGACAGCCUGUUUCAUUCAAAACUUUCCCUUUCGUUUGUCGUUACCUGCACAGAUCGCUUGCACGUGGAGGUGUGAAGGUGUUAUAAAGUAUUGUAGGGUAACUGGAAAAUCCAAAACCUUAUUAAUAACUAAGUUAUUGUGUUCCUACAAGGUCCCAUACCACGUUAAAAAUACAUGUCCGCUGACUGAAGUUCCCUGCCCAUAUGAUUGGAUGGGCUGUACAUGGAAGGUAAUUUUUUUUAUUAUUAGAAUAUUUAAAAUAUUUUGUUGUGGAAUGUUAGAAUGGACACAGGCAGCAUAGGGUUUUAUUACUAUUACAUUUUUUUUUAAAAUUUUUAGUCUCUGUAACAAUUAUCCUAUUAGACAAUAUCUUUUUAUAGUCCGAUACUAUGUAGUUUUUAACAGGUGAAGAGCCAAUAGGUGGAUACAAUGGUAAUAAACCAUUAUUAUUAUUAUUAUUAUUAUUAUUAUUAUUAUUAUUAGGAACAGGGAAGUUGUGUAACGGUUUACGUCAUUGUCUAUAGUCAAAGAAAAUAGCUUUGACUCCAGUUAUUCCUCAGCAGCCCAUCACCGUUAAUAAGUUACUACUGAAAAGGAGGAUAACGUUAUCCACGGGAUAAAUAUCUAUCUAUUGGAUAGUAGCAUUGGUCUCCCUCGUACUUAUCCACUGCAGUAAUUUAUCCAGUCAGAUCCAGUGGAUAUAGCAUUAUCCAGUGUUUCAACAACUGGGGUCUGAACCAGACAGGGUAGGAAAAACGCAGUGCUCUCCUCAGUCGUGGAGGUCGCAAAAGCACGACAACAAUUUUUUUCUUCUUUCCUCUAAGCUUGGAUAGAAUUGGACGAGUUGCAAAAGAAACGUUAAUGGUACACAUGUAAUCGACGUCUUGGAUGUCCCCACCGUGAUGGUUGCUUAAGACAUCUCAAACUUGGUACUCCGAUGAUCUCUUGUUGAUGGUGUUAAUACAGCUAUAGAGAAGUGUAAUAGAACAGGAUUUGGACGCUUUAAAAAAAAUACACACACGCACAAACGCGUGACAUUAAUUUUGUUUGAGAAAACCUUCCGUCAAACUUCACCCUUCUUUAAACAGAUCUUUUACUUUAAAUGAUCAUAAAAUAUUAAUGUGAAGUGAAGUUUACGACAACGCACACAUUCCAAGUAAUUUUUAUAGCCUUGUCACGUUUGCAAUGUACACACAAGCGUUUUGCCAUCCUCUUCUCCUUUCUCGACGUCCUGUUGAUAGUAACGACGACGGCGACGUCAACGAGUACGGCAAAAAUGCAAUAGGUUUAAUUAGCAAAACAAAGACUUUGCACGUGCAUCAUGCUUUUUUGUACAUUUUUUUACCGUCACUACGCGACUACGACCGGGUGAAAAUGCCUAUUUUCACGUCUAGUGGAGGACGUUAACACGAGACAACAACUUGCUUUUUCUUUUCCUGAACUUCGAUACAGCCUCCAGGAAAAACUGCCAACAUUUGGCGAAUUGAACCAGAGGCAUAAGCGCGACAAAGUUUGAAGCAACGCAUCUUUACUUUUUAGGUGACGUUUUUGUAGCCGUCGCGGUCGUUGUUUCUUAAGCUCCCUCAUAACAGAGUUCUUAUGGAAAACUUAUUUUGCCAUAGUUAUACGUUUGUUUCGAAGCGCUUUUCCUAUUCUGGUUAUAAGCCCCCUCCCUUUAUAAGCUUUCCUACCUGAUCGUUACGUUAGGAUGUAUUAUUAACCGCAUCUACAGUGAAUUCGUUGAUGUCUGAGAAAGGCCGAUUUUUAUGCUGAUAUUUCAGGUCCAGAGAGAAGUGCUUGAAUCACAUAUCCAGUGUGAAACCAGCCAUCAUCUUAAUUUGAGUUGUUGUAAGUUAAACGGCACUCAGGAUGAACUGAGAAAACUUCAAACUAAAGUGAGGAAACUUGUGGAGAGAGAAAACAUCCGCCACAAUGAAAUUGAAGAAAGAGUGCAGGCCCGCCAAAAUCAUUUGGAAGAAAGAGUACAGGCCCUUGAAAAUCAUUUUGAAGAGAGAGUUAACGUGCUAACAGAUAUCAAUCAUAAAUUAAAGGGAGAUCUGAAUACCACUCGCAUUGCACUCUUAUUUUGCUCUGCCGUUUUUAUCGUUAUUAUUGCUGUGUUGCUUGGCCGUUUGGAAACAAAGCUCGAAGAGCAAAUUAAUGGCGUGCGAAACAAGCUUACAAGGAAAGUGGGUGAAGUAGAAAAGAUUCUGGAAUUUAAAGUGACUGAUGUACGUGGACAGCUGAUGAAGGAUUUGAAUAAAGUUAAGAAAAGUCUGACAGUUAAAGUCGAAGAUCUUGAAAAGAGCGUAAGUAGCAUGUAUGUAAUCAACUAAAAAUAACUUGAUGAAGGUCAGUUAAACGACAGAACUGUCAGAAUUGACUUUUUAAAAAAUGCUACUGAAUGCAAAUGAAUGCCAAAAUGAAGGAUUAAAAAACAUCCUAUUUAAACACAAACAACGAAAAUACUGUGUCAAAAAUACCGUAAAAUUCCGAAAAUGAGCCCUUUCAUGUAUAAGCCCCUUAAGACCUCCAAAUUGGUUAAUAACGCAAAAAACCCUCCGUUAACUCACCCCUCCGAACAUAAUCUCCCCGGGCUUAUACUUGGAAAUUGUGGCCUCAAAUGCAAAAUAAAAUAAAGCAAAACGGUACAGUAACACAUAGCGUAUGGGGCCGUCUGUACAUAGGCUUAGGAACACCGAUUUUUUUCUUUGCCAUACUAAUUGCGUGUGCCAAUUGACACUGUUGAAGCGCCAUAGAUUCCGAACUGUUGGUGACAAGUCUGGACUUUUGUUAAGAUUCAUUUUUUCGUGUGAACAGUGUUAUAUACCUUAUUAUUGACGUUCAUUACCUUUAACUGGGUAUUUCGUUUUCAAUAAAGUAAUUUGCGGUUGUGUUUUAAGCAUUGCUGACUUUUUGAAAGAUCUACACUCAUCCUCUCGGCCGAUAACAGUGGCCUACGCGCGAGACCUGCUUAAUUCUUUACAUCAUACUCAGCCUCGUUCAUUAAUUGUAAUCACUCGUUACCAAUUUUUCUUCCUUUUUAUUGGCCGAAAGCCUACCACGUGACCUGCAAAUAACUGCCUGCAAAUAAUGGUCUGUUCAUUCGCAGUGUCGUCCAACUUUGUUUGGCUGCAAAUAAUUAGCAAUUAUUGGACGAGGUUAAGCAAAAUAUCGUGAUUUGUCUGUGGCGAGCAGAUCAAUUAUUUGCCGAAGCCGAAGGCUGAGGAAAAUAAUUGAUCUGCGAGACACUGACAAAUCACGACAUUUUGCGAUAACCGAGUUCAAUAAUUGUUUUAUCAUUCGAUCACUGAGUUUGUUUUUUAAUAAAUAAUUUCUUCGGAAAGCGGUUAGCGCGCGCUGCCUUCCAGGAGUAAUUACAGAGAUCAAAUGGGUUCCUUCUCAUUUCAAUAAUUUAGUCUUUCGGCUUUAACUUGUAAAUACAGUUGACCGUUCCAUAACAAAAUGUAUCCAUCAAUUAAACUCAUGAAGAAUUUUAAGAACAAGUUAACAGUCUUCAAGAACUUGAAAUCCGAAAAAAGGUAAAAUAUAUUCAUUCAAUAAUGAGUAGCAUCAACACGCUGGAUGAAAAUGUACUUUUAAGACUAAAAGUUAAAAGUGCAGUUGCAAAAAUUGUUAGCUGUCUGAAUCCAUCAAUUAAACUCAUGAAGGAUUUUAAGAACAAGUUAACAGUCUUCAAGAACUUGAAAUCCGAAAAAAGGUAAAAUAUAUUCAUUCAAUAAUGAGUAGCAUCAACACGCUGGCUGAAAAUGUACUUUUAAGACUAAAAGUUAAAAGUGCAGUUGCAAAAAUUGUUAGCUGUCUGCUGUGUUUUAGAUUGUCCAUACUUAGCUCGUUAAGAAUGAGCUCUUCUUGAGAGGCUGCGAGAAGUGGUUGCAGUGCACUCUCUGCGGCAGGAAUCUCGCUAUGGUUUACGGUCUUCUUAUUGUUCAGUGAUUCGGCUAAUGUCUCCGACAUUUUCCUCUUCGUGCUCAAGCUUGUUUGGGAAGAAUAACUCCUGAUAUUACUUUCAUUCCUGUGACCUGACACUGCCAUUAUUUGCCGGGCUUCGUAUCCUUCGUAUUAGGAUCGAGUAAACAUGCCAAAUCGCUCUCUGCCAAGUCGGCGAAGCGAUCUGCCAUGAUCGCAAGAAGGAGCAAGCGUGGUUUCAUUUACGCAUAAGCAGAAUAGUAUUUGCAGCCAAAAACAGUUGAAAUACAUUGCGCAUGAGCACACCAUUAUUUGUAGGCAGUUAUUUGCAGGUCUCGUGGUCGGCUCUCCGCCAAUAAAAAGGAAGAAACAUUUGCAUCGGAUGAUAAUAUAUAUUCUGCUCAUGCAUAAAUGAAACCAGGCUUUUCUCUUUCUUGCGAUGGCUCUUGCGUGAAAAUUUCCAGAUCGCUUCGCUUCCCGAAGAUAUUGCUUAAAAAUCAAACUCAGUGAUCGAAUGAUAAAACAAUUAUUGAUCUCAGUUAUCGCAAAAUGUCGGAAUUUGUCAGUGUCUCGCAGAUCAAUUCGGCUUCGGUAAACAACUGAUCUGCUCGCCAUGAAAAAUGACGAUAUUUUUGCUCAACCUCGUCCAAUGAUUAUUAAGUAUUCGAAGCCAUUUUGUAUAAUUAAGGGCUAGAUUUGUUAAUUAUUUCGUACAUCAUAGACGUUGUGUUUGAACUUCAGAUUCAAAGAAGGGAGGUUGAGAAGCAUUCAGAAGAAAACUGUAAUCCUUUUACGUGGAAGAUAACCAGCUAUGGUGAAGCCUUGAGAAAAGCCAAAAGUGGAAAGGAAAUUAUUUUGAACAGUUCUACAUUUUACAGUUGUGGAUAUAAAUACAAGUUAUUAUUCUGUCCAAAUGGUAAUGGCGAAGGAGAAAACACCCACCUGUCCUUUUUCUUAGUAAUAAUGAAAGGUGAAUACGAUGCCAUGUUAACCUGGCCUUUCCAUAAAAUGGUAACAAUGACGUUGAUUGAUCAACAGGAGAAAGCGAAAGACAGGGAGAACAUUGCAAUGUCCCUUAUAACAAUUGAUUCCCCAGAGUCCUAUGAGAGGCCUGUAAACGAUGAAAACGAUGCGAGAGGCUUUCGUCAAUUUGUAUCUCACGAAAAACUGCAAGAGAGGCGCUACAUUGUGGACGACACUAUAUUCAUUCAGAUUCGCAUCACUUCAUCGGGAUAG
This is a messenger RNA of Porites evermanni, 27823 nucleotides long. Lineage: Eukaryota; Metazoa; Cnidaria; Anthozoa; Scleractinia; Poritidae. The record is from the annotation of a GenBank genome assembly.